This is a messenger RNA of Camellia sinensis, 2544 nucleotides long. RefSeq names its product L-type lectin-domain containing receptor kinase IX.1. The record is from RefSeq and is a predicted model, not a curated record. NCBI's taxonomy places the organism in Eukaryota, Viridiplantae, Streptophyta, Magnoliopsida, Ericales, Theaceae. Gene Ontology annotation, molecular function: ATP binding; protein kinase activity; carbohydrate binding. Gene Ontology annotation, biological process: protein phosphorylation.
AGCUCGGUACAACAUAGGGGUUUGACCCCGUAUAUUCGUUUGACUAGCUACUAUUGGGUUAAUCUUACAUUCUUCUAAUUUGAAUUGACUAAUAUACAUAUUAUAAUGUUUCAAUAGGCAAGGGAAAAAAAGACGAGAACUUGAAUCUUCUAUCCCCUUAAGUGAACUUAUUAAAGCAUACAAAUGAGAGCAUUUGAAACGUAGUACUAGUAAAAUUCAUUAUGUCAAAACUCAACUUCAUUAACAAAAAUAAAAAAGCCAAAAGCAGAAUAAGCAUUCCCUUAGCUCCACAACCCCUUCACAAGUUAUAUAAAUGAAAUAAUUCAUUCAUUUUAUGUUGUCACUCUCAUUCUUCUCAUUCACAGCCAUGUUAAUACUUGUAAUCCUCUACACCUUGCUCAUCCCAUCUUGUUUCUGCUCUGGGGAUGUCUUCAACAUCUCAUUCCCAUCGUUCGAUUCUAGCAGCUGUGGCAAUGGUGGAAACUUAAUUUGUAUGGGAUCGGUGUCUGUAGGCAAUGGGAGUUUGAGCAUCACACCGAUGGAUCCAAACACGGCCAUUGACCAGGUUGGACGGGUUUUGUACCGCCACCCUGUGAUUGCAUGGCCAGCCUACAUCGUCACCACCUUCACUAUUAGGAUAAUAACCAGUCCUAUUGGCUCAUCAAGAGCUGGUGAUGGAAUGGCAUUUAUUUUGGCACAGGAUAGUAGUCCCUCACCACGGGAAAGCUAUGGAUCCUAUAUGGGAAUCUUUGAUAAGUCGACUCAAGGUGCUCUUCAUCAACUUGCAGUCGAAUUCGACACUUUCAAGAACGAGAAUGAACCAGACGCAAACCACAUUGCAAUCGACACAACAAGCAUAGACAAUCCAGUUGCGGUGAAGAGUCUCAACAGUACCGGCAUUGAUCUCAAGGGUGGAGGAGAAAUCACAGUCAAGAUUGAAUACGAUGGGUGGACUAAAAAUCUUAAAAUUUAUGUCUCAUACGCUGGGGAACCCCUUGUGAGUUUUCUAAACCAUACCAUAAAAAUGAGGGGCACGGUCCCAAACUUUGUCUACGUGGGCUUCACAGCUGCCACGGGUGUUCUUACAGAAACCCAUCAAGUCCUUUCGUGGAAUUUCACAUCAAUUCAAUUGCCAGAGCAAUCUCUUGGGAUAAAAGAUAAGAAGAAGUCGGUGAUAGUACUCGUUGCAUUCAUCGCAGGGCUGUUGGUUCUUGCAACAAUUGUUGCAAUAUUUGUUGUUAGAGCUCAUAGGAGAAAUAGAAAGAGGAUUGCAAAGAAAGAGGAUAUUGAAGAGCUCAUAGCAAUAUCAGCCAAUGGGCCAAAAUUGUUUGCUUACAAGAAGCUUUCAAAGGCAACUCACAACUUUUGCAAAGAGAACUUGUUGGGAACUGGUGGAUUUGGAAGUGUUUACAAAGGAACCUUAUCAGAUCCUCAUACUACUAUUGCUGUCAAAAAGAUUUCUUCAACAUCAAAACAAGGUGAGAAGGAAUACUUGGCAGAAAUAUGUACUAUUGGGCGCCUAAGGCACAAGAACUUACUACAACUCCAAGGUUGGUGCCAUGACCGUGACCAACUCCUCCUAGUUUACGAAUACAUGCCCAAUGGCAGCCUUGAUCGAUUCAUUGGCAAGAGCGAGUUUCUUGACUGGCCAACCAGGUACAAGAUACUACUAGGAUUGGCAUCGGCGCUAGUUUAUCUCCACGAAGAGUGUGGUAAUCCUGUUGUUCAUCGAGAUGUAAAGCCAAACAACGUGAUGUUGGAUUCAGACUACAAUGCCCAUUUGGGUGACUUUGGGUUAGCAAGGUUACUUGAAAACAAUGGGUCGGUCACAACCAUGAUAGCAGGGACACCGGGGUAUUUAGCCCCAGAGGUGAGCUUCAUGGGAAGGGCUACCCCAGAGUCUGAUGUUUAUAGCUUUGGAAUGGUGGUUUUGGAAUUAGUUUGUGGGAGAAGAACAAAAGGAAUGAUGGAUGAGAAUAGUUUGGUGGAUAAUGUGUGGAGGUAUUACGAAAAGGGAGCGUUGCUCGAGUGUGUAGACAAAAUGGUUGAAGAUAAAUCGGAGGAAGAGCAAGUUAGGAGAACAUUGAUGGUAGGACUAGCAUGUUUGCAUCCGGACUAUACGUUAAGGCCUAGGAUGAGAAAGGUGGUUCAUAUUUUCAUGAAUCCAGAUGAGCCUCUGAUGAACUUGCCAGAAACUCGGCCUAUUGCAGUACAUUUAUCGUUUAAUUCUACUUCUUUUUCGACUUCAACUACGACUGAUUUUGGACACAGUGCCCCUGGCGAAAUUCACACAGAGUAAUUGGAAGAUGAGAUAUGAGUUGUGACAUGUAGAGGUGUUUUUUAUUUAUUUAUUUAUUUUUUUAAUAAAUGUGAUGCGGUGAAGCUCCGUCGGCGGAUCAUGGAAAUGAAUUUUUUGUUGCCAUUGCUUUGUAAAACAUAAUCAUUCAUGUAUGAUAUGUAAAUACUGUAUGAUUGAUUAGUUUGAAUGUUGUUUAAGUAAUAUACACAUUGUAAAUAUUACUUUAUAGCAGUAAUAUAGCAAAG